AACAUUAAAAUCCGUGUCAGGCAUCCGUCCGUCCAUGUCAACAGUUUACUCUCGCAUGAAAUAAUGUUAUUGCAUCUAUAUCUAUGUACUUGUUGUCUCGUUUAGAACAGAGCCCACGGCACCAGCUUUUCUCAAAACUCAACACCCCCAAAUGACUAAAUUACCCCCGCCUUUACCGUUCUUUCCUCUCUUUUUCUUCUCUUUCUCUCUCACACUUCUGUCCUUGAAUGUAAUUUCACAACCCAUCUCCGGCGACCGCGCCACCCUCCUCACCAUCCGCCAGGAACUCAAAAACCCACCUGCGCUGAGUCACUGGAAUGCCACGUCAUCGCACUGUGACUGGCCGGAAAUCACAUGCUCCGACGCCGGAAAAGUGACCGUGAUCGAUCUCGGUAACUAUAACAUCACGGAACCGAUCCCAGACUCGUUGUGUGACCUUGAGGACCUCGAAGACAUUAAUUUCUCGUUAAAUUACUUUCCCGGUGAGUUCCCCAAGUUUUUGUAUAAAUGCUCAAAGUUAUUAGAGCUUGAUCUUUCUCAAAAUUGGUUCACCGGUCCGAUUCCGGCGGAUAUUGAUCGACUUUCCAAGCUAAAAUGGCUUGACUUAAGUUCUAAUAACUUCACCGGAGAUAUCCCGCCGGCCAUCGGAGGUUUGCCGGACCUCCGGGCACUUUAUUUGCAUAGUAAUUUGUUAAACGGCAAGAUUCCGGCGAGUAUCGGAAACUUGACUAGUCUGCUGUAUCUGGGGUUGGCUUAUAAUGAAUUUAUUCCGGCGAGUAUUCCGCCGGAGUUUGGGAAAUUGAGUAAUUUGACUCUAUUGUGGAUGGCUUCAACGCGUCGGGUCGGGUCAAUACCGGAGAGUUUUUCGGGUUUGGUUAGUCUUGAGCAUUUGGAUUUGAGUGAUAAUGAGUUGGAGGGUGAAAUUCCUGGUGGGUUGUUUUCGUUGAAGAAUCUUGAUGUUGUGUACUUGUUCAAGAAUAACUUGUCGGGGUCGAUUCCGAAAGUUAUCGACUCAAUUCAGUUGACUGAAAUUGAUUUUUCGAUGAAUUAUUUGACCGGAGAGAUUCCAGAUGAUUUUGGGAAGUUGCAGGGGUUGAAGAUUCUGAAUUUGUUUUCGAAUAAAUUGUCUGGUGAGAUCCCGGCAGGGCUUGGUUUGCUUGUUAAUUUAACGGCGUUUAGAGUGUGGCAUAAUGAUUUUAGUGGAGAAUUUCCGGCUGAGUUUGGUCUUCAUUCCAAACUGGAAGCGUUUGAGGCAUCUGAAAAUAGGUUUAGUGGGAAACUACCGGAGAAUUUAUGUGCUGGACGGAGUUUGACUGGUGUGGUUGUGUUUUCAAACAAUUUGACGGGGAGUAUUCCUAAAUCACUUGGAAAUUGUCCGACGUUGAGAACUGUUCAGCUAUAUAAUAAUAAUUUUGAAGGUGAGGUUCCGUUGGGUCUUUGGACAUCGGAAAAUAUGUAUAGCUUGAUGUUGAGUCAUAAUUCGUUCUCGGGCGAGCUUCCUGAUGGAUUGGCUUGGAAUGUUUCUCGGUUGGAGAUUAAUGACAAUAAGUUUUCUGGGAAGGUCCCUAGUGGCGUUUCUUCUUGGAAGAAUUUAGUGGUGUGCAAGGCUAGUAAUAAUCAAUUUUCUGGUGUUCUUCCGCUUGAAAUCACCAGUCUUACUCAGUUGACCACCCUUGAACUUGAUGGUAAUUUCUUCUCUGGCCAACUUCCAACGGAAAUCAUUUCAUGGAAAUCACUCAACACAUUGAUCUUAGCAAGAAACAAUCUAUCAGGGUCUAUUCCUGCGGUGAUAGGUACUUUACCCAACCUUCUUGUUCUUGAUUUAUCAAAGAAUCAGCUUUCUGGUCCAAUUCCAACAGCAUUAGGCCAUUUACGGCUCACUUCUUUGAACUUAUCAUCCAAUGAAUUAACCGGACACAUUCCGGUUGAGUUUGAUAACAUGGCUUAUGACAGGAGUUUCUUGAACAGUUCUAAACUUUGUGCGACGACUUCAGAGUUGAAUCUUACUGGUUGUUACACCAGAAUCCCAAAAUCCAACAAACUUUCAAACAAAUUUCUAGCGUUGAUUUUAAUCUUGGCUGUAGUUGUUUUGUUAGCUACAGUUGUUUCAACUGUACUUUUGAUUGGAGACUAUCGAAGGAGGAAGCUUAAACGUGAUUUAGCAUCCUGGAAAUUGACAUCUUUCCAGAGGUUGGAUUUUACGGAGGCCAAUAUAUUGUCUAGCUUAACGGAGAGCAACAUGAUUGGAAGUGGAGGAUCAGGAAAAGUUUAUCGUAUUCCAAUUGGCCGGGUGGGAGAAUAUGUUGCAGUUAAGAAGAUUUGGAGUAACCAUAAACUAGAUCACACACUUGAGAAAGAAUUUCUGGCUGAAGUUGGAAUCUUGGGUACAAUCAAGCACUCCAACAUAAUAAAGCUUUUGUGUUGUAUUUCGAGUGACAAUUCUAAGCUUCUUGUUUACGAGUACAUGGACAAUCAAAGCCUUGAUAGAUGGCUCCAUGGAAAGAGAAGAAUGGAGUCCCCAACAGCUAGUUCAGUUCAUCAUUUUGAAUUGGACUGGUCAAGAAGAAUGCAGAUUGCAGUUGGCGCUGCUCAAGGUCUUUGCUACAUGCACCAUGACUGUUCUCCACCGAUUCUUCACCGGGAUGUCAAGUCUAGUAAUAUACUAUUAGACUUUGAGUUCCAAGCAAAAAUUGCAGACUUUGGGCUGGCCAAGAUAUUGGUCAAGCGCGGGGAGGCUAACACCAUGUCUACUAUUGCAGGUUCAUUUGGUUAUAUCGCUCCUGAGUACGCUUAUACAACCAAAGUCAAUGAAAAGAUUGACGUCUUUAGCUUUGGGGUUGUACUUCUGGAAUUGGUGACAGGAAGAGAACCGAAUGAUGGAAGCGACAACAUAAAUCUCGCAGAAUGGUGUUGGAGGCACUAUGGUGAGAGGAAGCCCAUAGCUGAUAUCUUAGACAAGGAGAUCAAGAAACAACAAAACUUAGAGGAGAUGAUUGCCGUUUUCCAACUCGGUCUGGUCUGUACCAGUACUCUGCCUGCCAGCAGGCCUUCUAUGAGAGAGGUUCUGCAAAUACUUCGGAAUUCAAGUCCUAAGGAAGGUAGUGAGGGAAAGAAAGGAAGCGAAUACGAUGUGGCACCGCUCCUAGGAGGAGGCAGCCCUCUCGGUGCUACCUAUCUUUCGAGCUACAGGAAAAGCAAGAAGGUAUUGGAAGAUGAAAGUAGUUUUAUCCAGAUAAUGUAACAACCACCACCACAAAGUUAUGAUGGCCAGUGGCAUCAAGAAAUGUUAUGGCAUUAGUCUGAAAGCAGAAGCUGUUAUAGAGCUUAGCUGUUAUCUUGCAUGUACAAAAGUUCAUCCAGGAAUCUAAGACAGUUUAAUUUUAUGUAACCUAGAAGUAUUUAGUUUAAUGCAGAUGUUGAAAAUUGUCUC
This is a messenger RNA of Daucus carota subsp. sativus, 3430 nucleotides long. RefSeq names its product receptor-like protein kinase HSL1. The transcript is spliced from 2 exons. Gene Ontology annotation, molecular function: protein kinase activity; ATP binding; protein binding. Bases 152 to 3241 code for a protein of 1029 amino acids. Gene Ontology annotation, biological process: protein phosphorylation. NCBI's taxonomy places the organism in Eukaryota, Viridiplantae, Streptophyta, Magnoliopsida, Apiales, Apiaceae. The record is from RefSeq and is a predicted model, not a curated record.